This is a messenger RNA of Syngnathus acus (greater pipefish), 2489 nucleotides long. RefSeq lists its product as uncharacterized. NCBI's taxonomy places the organism in Eukaryota, Metazoa, Chordata, Actinopteri, Syngnathiformes, Syngnathidae. The record is from RefSeq and is a predicted model, not a curated record. Bases 181 to 1167 code for a protein of 328 amino acids. The transcript is spliced from 3 exons.
UUUUGUCUGGAGGAGUGUCAAGCGACAGUCUGUCUGCAAGAGGUUUACUUGGAGGUGUACAACUCCGUCGCCGCCACCACCAUCACUACGACAACAACGCUUUCUUCUACUUCUUCUGGUACUCGGGAGGAGUGUCAAGCGACAGUCUGUCUGCAAGAGGUUUACUUGGAGGAUGAAAUUAUGAAAGGAAAGAGGAUGGUGUUGGAACCACGCAUCACAUUAUUCCAAAACACGACAAAGAGGUCUCCCAGAGGACUUUGCGCCAUCCUGGGUGUGGAAGAGUCUUCUUGGACCGAUUGCGUGCCAUCUUGGUGGUGUCUGCGACUGCUUCGGAGCACGCCCGAGUGGUCUGAGGUGUCCGGCGGAGGCGGCCAGUUGCCCCGUAGGAUGCCCGCCAAGACCCCUAUAUAUCUUAAGACCACCACACCCAAACGAGGCAAGAAGCCCAAACUUCGCGACGUUCUGUCUGGUGAUAUGAUCAGUCCACCUUUAGGUGAUGUGCGCCACAGCGCCCACGUGGGUCCGCAAGGUCAGCAAGACAUGUUCGGCGACGUGGGCUUCCUAAGGGGCAAAAUGGACAUGUUACCGGCACGUAAUGGCGACACCCGCUCGCACAGCGUGGAUGGACGGCACGGGGAUGAGGCCGCCGCCUCGGACUACUCCUACAACGGAUUCCAUUACCAGCAUUCAUCCUCUGGUUUGUUGAAGACCACCAUCUCCAUGCCCGUCUUCAUUGCCCACGAGCAAGCGCCACCAAAACCACCACGCCUGCACCUGGACGACGUCAAACAGCGCCACCUACAACCUGCAGAUGGUCCUGACAAGCAGCAGGGGCAGCGUUCCUCAAAGCACGGUGGUCUGGACAUCUCCCUGUCGCCGUCCCUCCGCCGACUGGUUCCCUCGUCCGGAUCUUUCUCUGAGGUGUCGUCGGAGGAGUCGGGGUCGGACGGCUGCGGGCCCCCAGAUGAGCGGCGAGGCCUCAGUCUGGACUCGUACACCGGUCUGAGCAACGAGGACCUGCGCAGCGAUUCACCGUGCGGACUCUUCCUGCGAUCAGACUCUGUGGCGGGUCUGGACCUUGACCUGGAUCUGGGGCCCUCCAUCCUUGAUGAUGUUCUGAGGAUCAUGGACCGUUACAAGGACGUGGACCACCGAUGUGAGCUGUGAGGUGGACGAUAAAGCCUUUUUCUCAGUUGAUUUAUUAAAAGAACUGAUGACAGGGCAGACAUUUUGGAUGCAGCAAUUUCAGAUACUAUUUAAAGUUCUUAACUGUUUUCACAAAUGAAUUAAAUGUACUAUUACAUUAUUCCUCAAAUAUUUAACCACACAACACCCUAAAAUGACAAGAUGACUUUUUUGAAUUUUUGCAAGAUUGUUAAAAAUAAUGAAAUGUGGAAAAGGUGAACCACUGUGAAUGACUCAUGCUUCACUUUUUUCCAUAUUUCGUUAUGUUACAACCUAAUUCCAGAAUGAAUUAAAUGUGAAUAUAAGAAUUCAUACACACAAUACUCAUAUGACGAACAUUUUUGUAAGUUUGUUACAAAAAUUAAUAAAGCCUAGCAAAUGUAAGUUGUAUAACGCAUUUAAAAAGCAUUCGCAAUGCUUCACUUACUUGAUGUUACAGCCUUUUUCCAAAUUGUAUUCCCUUAAAAAGUCUACACACAACACCCCAGAAUGACAAUGUGGAAAACGUAUUAUUUAAUUAAAUAUUAUUAUUAUUAUUAUUGCAAAUGAAUGGUAUAAAAUCUGAAGUCUAAUUGUGUGCUCCAGAGCAAAACAAAAAAAUCUAAACACAACACUCCAUGAUGCAAAUAUUUUUUUCAAUGUAUUACUCCAAAAAAUACAUAGACAUAAAAAUGAAAAUUGAGCUUUGGUGGAUCUUGUGAUAAAUCUUUUAUUUUUUUUAUUUUUAGCAAAUUAGCCCAAAUAUCCACAUUUGUUUUUUCGUGAAGUAUCAUGUAUAGAUUUUGAGGGGGAUUUUGUUUUUCUUUUGGAGUAAGGCUGUAACAAAAUGUUGAAUCAUGAAAGCGCUAUGAAUACUUUGCAGAUACACUGUCAUUGCUGGGAGGCGACAGGCUCAGGCUGGACCCCAAGAGCCUUAUCGCAGACAUCUUCAAUACCCGUUAGUGACAUUUUAUCUCAUGUGAAGAUGUGAAGACUUAAUCACACUAAUACUUUCUACCUAAUAGGCAACAUAGGCAUAUUUCUCACAAUUUACACACUUUCCAGGUGUUUUACUAACACAUCUGUGGUAUACAUCUGUGGCAUUCUUUUGUCAAACUAGCAAAACAAAUUCGUCACUCCCAUCAAUAUUGUCUUUUAAGCUUAAGUGUUUCAGAAGCUAAUGGAAUAACGCUUUUACAUACUACGUGCUUCUUGUCCAACUAAUGUUGACUGACCCAUAAUUACAGUCACCUCUUGUUUGUCAAGUCAUGCAUGCUGUGUACAGUUCUACGAAUGUAUCAAUAAAAAUCUUCCAAUUGUAAAAA